AUUUCCCUCACUCUCUCAUUCGCUCUUACUUCGUUUCUCUUUCUUUGCACUAUUUCUAGAGAGAGAAACUAACUUCCAUAGAUCGACAAUUCUGUCAAUGAGUCUCCGAUCAGCUCCCGCAGGACGGAAUCUCUGAGCUCCGAGGCUGAUUUUGAAUACACUGUAUACCCCCUUUUGCGUGUGUGUAUGUACCUAUAAGAUUCUAGCUUUGGUCACAAGGGUACUUCAUUUCUACUCUACAUUAUACUUCGAAGAUUCACAGUAAUUGUAGGUGUUUGGGUCUUUGAGCUGGAAUGAAUAAGUGAGGGUUUUGGUGGGUUUUCUGUGGUGGAUUUGACUGAAACGUAGGACUAGUACUAAGUUUCAAUUUUAUGGUGUUUGGGUGGAGCCAAGAUCUGUGUUUGGUGCUCCAAUGGACUUGUUGAUGAUUGAUGUUCACUUCAAGUGGAUAACUUUGGUUGAUUUUAAGGUCUAUGUGUUGAUUUGAACUCCAUUAUCGGUUAAGAUGGGUGUAUCAGUGGAUUCUGAUAUGGGAUUUUACAGGACCUUGAGAAUUAGUUAGAAAACCUUCAUAUUGGUAAGCUUCGAAACUUUGGGUUGCUUCAGAGGCCGACAUAGCCUUUCUCUCUUCAAAAUCUUUGUUGAAAAAGAGGCGUUUUAGGAUGUCCGGAGCACCAAGGGUUAGGUCCAUGAAUGUUGCCAAUUCAGAGACCAGGUUUGUCCUUGGACCUGCAGGGAACAAGGCUGGGUCAUUGAAAGACCGAAAACCUGCCUCAAAACCAAUAAAGGCCCAAAAAUCACCCGAGGAUGUUAUGGUGGCUGAAGAGAAGAAAGCACUUGCAUAUACUACCAUCACAACGGCUUCAUCUCCUAAAGCGCAUUCAGUUCUUCGGCGCCAUGAACAAUUAUUGCAUUCAAAUUUAUCACUCAAUGCUUCAUGUUCUUCUGAUGCCUCUACAGAUUCCUUCCCCAGUCGUGCAUCUAUUGGCAGGUUAACACGGUCAUUUAGUACAGGAAGUAGGAGGAAGCAGAAUGUUUCAAAGCCAAGAAGUGUUGCUUCAGAUGGCUGUUUAGAAUCUUCUUUGAUUGAUGGCUCGUCGAGCAAGAAGAGGUGUGCUUGGGUGACACCAAAUACUGAGCCGUGUUAUGCUGCUUUCCACGAUGAAGAGUGGGGCGUUCCAGUACAUGAUGACAAGAAAUUGUUUGAGCUUCUUGUCCUUUCAGGUGCUUUGGCAGAACUUACAUGGCCUGCCAUUCUCAGCAAAAGACACAUAUUUUGGGAAGUUUUUCUAGAUUUUGAUCCCAUUGCUGUCUCCAAAUUGAAUGAGAAGAAGCUAAUGGCACCAGGAAGCACCGCGAGCUCCCUUUUAUCAGAACUUAAACUGCGUGCUAUCAUUGAGAAUGCACGCCACAUAUCUAAGGUGAUAGAAGAGUUUGGGUCAUUUGACAAAUAUAUAUGGAGUUUUGUCAACUACAAGCCUAUAGUUAGCAAAUUCCGGUACCCUCGCCAGGUUCCGGUGAAAACUCCAAAAGCAGAUGUAAUAAGCAAAGACCUGGUGAGAAGGGGAUUCCGCAGUGUAGGCCCCACUGUUGUCUACUCAUUUAUGCAGGUAGCUGGUAUAACAAACGAUCAUCUCAUCGAUUGCUUCAGAUUCCACGACUGCAUAAAUGAGGCAGAAGGGAAGGGAGAAAAUGGCAUCAACGUUGCAGCAGACACAGAGAGAAGACCAGACGGAGCGAUGGAAUCUGAAUUGUCCAUAGCUAUCGACAAAUUGAGUUUCUCAUCAGAGUGAUAAACUUGGGUAUCUUUGGUGGCACAUUGGCCGAUUCACAGCUACGCUUCCCGGGUGGUAAUGAAAGUGAUUUUGUGUUAAAACCUCACGAUUCCUUGUGCAUUAUGGAUUUCUAGAUUGUAGAUUCAGAAGUUAAUGUCAAUAGACUGAUGAACAUGCUUAAUACUAAUGUAAUAUUUUCUGUACAGUUGCAAGGGUUGGUUGGGAUUAUUUCACUAAACAAAGAUCCGAUCUUUGAUUGA
Messenger RNA from Tripterygium wilfordii, 2035 nucleotides. Its product is annotated as probable GMP synthase [glutamine-hydrolyzing]. Bases 663 to 1793 code for a protein of 376 amino acids. The record is from RefSeq and is a predicted model, not a curated record. The transcript is spliced from 6 exons. Gene Ontology annotation, biological process: base-excision repair. Lineage: Eukaryota; Viridiplantae; Streptophyta; Magnoliopsida; Celastrales; Celastraceae. Gene Ontology annotation, molecular function: DNA-3-methyladenine glycosylase activity.